AUGGAAGCUUCGAAGAGGUCAAAGCUAACAGCAGAUGCCCUUGAGCAAUUUCAACAAGGGGUAUCACUUGUAUUCUCAGGUUGGGUUGCGCUACAAGAUGCAGUGAAUGGAGGGUGUGGAGGCCUUUAUUCGCGUGAAAAAGCAGUCUCUAUUGAGUCUUCUGUUCUCAGUUUCUUCUGCCAACCUAAGAACAAGGAACCUCAAUGCGUUUUCAAUUUAGAAGAUUUGCUUUGUGACGGCAUGGAUUCCAUGAGUUUGAUGGACUACGAAGUGGAAUGUAAGGAGCUGAUGAUUAUGUAUGAAGAAUGCUUAGAGGGUGACUAUCAAUCAAUUCAAAAGCUUAGGGAAGUGAGGCCAAUUCGCCAUGUGGUACCAGUUAUCAGUAAUGAUGACGAUGAUGACAACAAUGAUACGAGGAAUGAUGUAGGUCCGAGUAUGAUGAUAGAUUCACUAGGCAUCUCCUCAAAAAAUGAAGUUGCUUCCCAAGAUAUGGAGGUGGAUGGGUGGAUUCCUGUUUCUCGAAAGAAGAACAAGGGUCGGAGAAAGUAGGCUGUCUCUGAUAAAAUGUUCAGUAUGUUAUGAUCAAGCAUUUUCAGUAUGUUAAACAGUACUUGGUAUCUUUUAGUCGAUUAGCAACUUGUUUGGAAUAGGUGAUCUAAAGAAGAUGAGAGAGGAGGUGAU
This is a messenger RNA of Chenopodium quinoa (quinoa), 681 nucleotides long. Its product is annotated as pre-rRNA-processing protein TSR2 homolog. NCBI's taxonomy places the organism in Eukaryota, Viridiplantae, Streptophyta, Magnoliopsida, Caryophyllales, Amaranthaceae. Gene Ontology annotation, biological process: maturation of SSU-rRNA from tricistronic rRNA transcript (SSU-rRNA, 5.8S rRNA, LSU-rRNA). The record is from RefSeq and is a predicted model, not a curated record. Gene Ontology annotation, cellular component: nucleus. The coding region runs from base 1 to 549 and encodes 182 amino acids. The transcript has 4 exons.